AACGAUUAGACUCGAGACCAACUAGCCCGGAGCAAAGGCGAACUUGUUCCUACUCCUUCACUUGACAAAAUUGCAGGCUGAAGGACCAGCAAUGGCAUCGGAGGUUGCUAGAUUUCUCCAGAACAGUUUCGUAGACUCUCUGGACGAGGCAGAGUCUGAAUUAUCAGGUUCGGCUCUAAUCUCUUACUUCAAAGCAAUAAAAGAUGUAGUGAAAGCUAAAGAGAUAACGACCGACCCUGAUCGUUACUCUGAAACUAUACGUGUGCUCCACAAGCUCAACGACGCUUUGUCGGAGUACCGAAUCUUUGAACUUGAGUGCAAGGACCUCAAUAAGAAGCUUCUACUGUUCAACCCUUUCACAUAUUAUUUCAUCCGAAAGAUGAAGAAGCAACUCAAAACAAUAAGACAAGAGCUUGAGAGUGCGGCGGCCGCGCGAGAAGGAAUCGACAAUAGAUUUGAUCUCCAGGAGAAGUCCCAAUCUAUACAUUCUUCAAACAUUUUUGGAUUUGUUGAGGAGGCAAAGCAUAUAGAGGGUUUGCUCUUCAGCUGUGCUACAUUUACUGCAAUUGCGAUAGCGGGCAUAGCUGGAGUGGGUAAGACUACACUAGUGCAGAAGGUUUUGGAGAGGAAGAAAGUGAUAGAUGGGUUUAAGUCUAUAUUUUGGUUAAGCUUUUCGGGCAUGAAGGGGGAACAAGAACAGUAUAAUAGGUUGAGCGUUGAGACAUGCAUUGUUGAUAAUUUGGGCCAUACCAUAGAGGGGAAGAUAGUUGGCCUUAGUGAGCUCUUGGAAAAGCUCAAUCAACAUUUAUCAGGUAAAAGGUAUUUGCUUGUGUUGGAUGAUAUGUGGCGUCAGCAUAUUGACAUUGGGAAGCGCUUACAGCGCGGAUUGCCGAAGGGUAGUGGUGGUGCGGUCAUCUUCACUACCAGGUUGAAUGAAGUGGCUGAAAAGCUGGUGGAGCAAGAUAAGUUGAUUCAUGUUCAGCCUUUGGACGGACAAAGUUGCUGGCUUAUAUUUCAUGAGACUAUGAAGAAUAAUGGGGAAAACUUGUACGCUUCACAACUCUACACUUUGAAUAAGAUUGAGGGUGAAAUUAAGGAUCAAUGUCAUGGUCUACCAUCGGUCGCUAAGACACUCGCAAAAAUCAUUCCUGAACAGAUUCGUGAGAUUGAGUCCGAGCGCUUCUUGAUGGAUUUGUACAUACCUGAUGAACUUCUUAGAACUGAUUUAGAUGCUGAACCUGCUGUUUAUAUACCAAAGUGCCCCGUGUUAGUGUUUAUUGAUAUGAAAAAUGAACAGCUUGGAAGACUCUUGAUUGAAUUCCGCUACCGUCUAAAUAAAGAACAGGUUUAUGCUGUGCUGGAGCAAGGAGUAGAAGAAAAGAAUCCUGAGGCAGUGCUAAGGGAGGUUUAUGCUACUCUUGGAAAGCUUAAGCAAAAAAAUUAUAGUUUUGCUUCCAAAAUUGAAAAUGAGAUGAGAAUUGUCAUAGUUGGCGGGGAUGCUGUGGUAAAUUGGAUAUUGGGAAUUAUCUGUGAUCUAAAACUACCAGAGGCACCCUCCAUUGUUCCAAUACCACAGGGAACAGAAAAUGACAUCCCAGUUACGUUUGGAUGGAAGGAGUUGAAGGCUGAUCGUCAAUCAGUGACAACGUUCCUUAAUGAAGAAGUAACAGUUGCAGAAAAGAUGAAAACAGAUAGCUGGCAUAUUCUCAUUAAGAUGAAACCCACUCCAAGUUCUACACCUCAGCAAGAAAUACCACCUUCUUUACAUGUAUUUCGCCGUGUUUCCGAAGGGGUUACGCAAAUCACGGAUAAUCUCACAUUGUGCGGAGGAGUUUGGAACUACUUCAGCUUGGGAGUUGAUGCUCCAAGAUCGUAUGCACCUUACUGCUUUCAUCCUAAUGCAAGGACUUUAAACUCGCUUGCGAAGGUAUGGAUUAUUAAAGAUGGCAAGUGGGAAUUACUUAGCAUUCCGAGUAGAAUCAAGUCAAUUAUUUGUCUUAACUUGCCAACCUAUCUUGGCGAACCAAGUCCUUGGGGAACACCAAACAUGAAGAAAGAUCGAGAAAGACUCCUGAAGCCAUCCUUCAUCGAUGAUGGGCAUCUUGAAAUUAUUGGCCUGACAGAUGUUUUGCUUGCUCAGAAUGAACAUAUUCGCCUUGGUCAGGUACGGGGAAUUCGGUUUGAGUUUAUUAAGGAUGCAGCAGAAUCUGUAAACAUGAAGAUUGAUGGAGCACCAUGGAAAAAAAUUCCACUUGAGGGUAUCAUUGAGAUUGAAAUGUCUUACCAUGGUCAAGUCAACAUUCUUGCCAAUGGAGAUUGCCCUGCAAAAAGAAGUAACCAUAACUCCUCACAGCCCCGUGCUUCUGGAGUUGAAGAUGAUAAUGCACCCUGUGCUUCCCAAACUGAUGAUGAUACAAAUGCUAAAGAUAACUCUGAAGCAUAUAAGAAGUUUACCGCAACAAGGACAUUCAAAAUCUCAUAAUCCUAUAGCCAACACCAUCAGCAUUUUACUCAUCCAACCCCUUGCUUGAAUUUACUGGGUAAUGAAAAAUAUGGGCUAGUGCUUGGAUAUCUUAUAUAGAGUGAUGAAAGCCAAAUACAGGAUCUGAUUAGUUGGAGAGAUUGCCCCUUCGAUUGAUGUAUGCUAAGUAGCUUGGAAUUGAAACUAUUAUUCAACCUGUGAGAUUUUUUUUUUCCCCUUUUUGUUGAGAAAUGUCAGUACCCUGAUAAUUGAAAAGGUUCACACAUAA
Messenger RNA from Rosa rugosa (rugosa rose), 2750 nucleotides. RefSeq names its product diacylglycerol kinase 5-like. The transcript is spliced from 12 exons. Lineage: Eukaryota; Viridiplantae; Streptophyta; Magnoliopsida; Rosales; Rosaceae. The record is from RefSeq and is a predicted model, not a curated record. Bases 92 to 2482 code for a protein of 796 amino acids. Gene Ontology annotation, molecular function: ADP binding; ATP hydrolysis activity; ATP-dependent diacylglycerol kinase activity.